Talaromyces stipitatus ATCC 10500 is the source of this 1273-nucleotide messenger RNA. RefSeq lists its product as uncharacterized. The record is from RefSeq and is a predicted model, not a curated record. The coding region runs from base 128 to 1273 and encodes 381 amino acids. The transcript has 2 exons. NCBI's taxonomy places the organism in Eukaryota, Fungi, Ascomycota, Eurotiomycetes, Eurotiales, Trichocomaceae.
AUGUCUAUAUAUAUCCAAAUACUCGAUUGAUAUGCUGGCCAUUUAAUCCGCACGAUCAUUAUUACAACGAGCCUUCUUCUCAUUGACCAUCUACCGAGGCGACCGAUUGACAGGUACGUUUCUCGCAAUGGCCUGCUUCAUUCAAUUGCGUGACAAUGUCCCCUCCUGGAUCUCGGAGGUGAACAAGCUAUCCGCCCAUGUCCAUACCAAACGAGCCGAGUUCGCUGCCGAGGCCGAGAAUGUUAUUGUUUCACCAUCAUCCCUGCACCGAAAGAAGUCGAUCAGUAGCAGUGUGACGUCGGUUCGCAGUCAACGAUCUGUGAAACAUACAGGCGGUCACGGUCUCAAGCGGCUUUUAUCGCGGGAGUCGCUGCGAAGUAAUGAGGGGGUGAAGAAACAACGGAUCAUGAACAAUGAUGAAUCAACAAAAGCCGAGCCAACUGCACCGGUUCCGCCGUCAAGAAGAGGAAAACCGACACAGGUCAUUUCCUACGACGGCCACACACAAAAAGUCCUCGAGGCAAUGGUACGAGAUAUCUGGAUGGCAAAGAGUAGUAUCCGCUCAUCCCGAAUUUCCGCCUCAAUGCGCACCGCCUUUGGAGGACGGAUCAAGAUGCAGAUACCCUUGAAAAAAUCCCCCGAAACCGGUAUCCCGGAUAUAACUUCGGAUACACAAGCGAAUAUAGAAGUGGACCCGGAUGCAUCCACUGCAACCGAUGAUGAUGGAUUGGAAGACCAGUUACAGUUACGUAUGUAUAUGAUGAAGCAAAGAUCACGCCGGAGUCUGGCUCCUCCUUAUACACCUCGACAACAGCAACCUACCCGCACUAAAGAGAGUCCGUAUGACUUUAUUGAGUCUCAAUUGGAGAAUGCGCAGAACCUGUGCGAAACGGCGGCAUAUAAAUUCCUGCGUGAAGGGAAUUGUCUAGAUGAAUUAGACAGUAUCCUACGAGCAUAUGAAUUGAUCCUUGAAGCCUCCACGACAAUGGCCGAACAGGAGGAAGAAAGACUCAAAGUAGAAGAAGAGCAGGAACCAAGCCAAGAAUUUACUACGAUGACAACGGAUGAACUGAAAAGACCUGCCGUUGCCGUGACCGCCGCGACAAAGGAACUCCCAGACAACGAUCCCGAGGAGAUGAACGCAGCAAUACUCGAAGUUGAUGAUCGGUCUGAUACUUCGGAAGUUUCUAUUGAUAUUAGUGCCUUCCGGAUGACGCGAACAAAAAUUGAUAUAUUACGAAUUACGCAACGCAUCGGCAAGGUUUUCCACUAG